CUGAGAUAGGGUGACGGCCACUUCCCCAGGAAGAGUGGUGGACAAGCACCCAGAGACGACCCACGUUUCCUUUCUGCCUGGGCAUCGAAACCUUAGUGUUGUUAGCCGGCUUAGACAUCCCCUCUGAACAUUUCUGUCAAAGGUUUUCUUCUGAAAACUUAGCCUGUAAAAUAAACAUAUAAGGAAAAAGGUCAAGAAACUUUGGGGGUAGCCUUGCAGCGACAGUACUUCAAGAUCGAGGAACUGCAAAAAUAAUGAACAUCUGUUUACAUGUGUCAACUUAAGACUCAGCUUCUUUCUGUAAUACAAGAUUGACCUCAUUUACUGGUGAAUGUGAAAUUCUAAAUACAUAACUAUUUCCUCCUAAAGCCCACCGACCUUUCUGGAAUAUCUUGAACCCUCUUCUGGAAAGGGGUGCCUAUCAUUGCUUUAUGGGGCAGCAGCCUGGAAAAGUUCUUGGGGACCAGAGGAGGCCAAGUUUGCCUGCCCUGCACUUUAUCAAGGGCACAGGGAAGAAGGAAUCUUCCAGGCAUGGGGGUCUACACUGCAAUGUUUUUGUGGAACAUGAAGCCCUUCAGCGGCCAGUGGCCUCUGACUUCGAGCCCCAAGGCCUGAGCGAAGCUGCACGCUGGAACUCCAAGGAAAACCUUCUUGCUGGGCCCAGCGAAAAUGACCCCAACCUUUUCGUUGCACUGUAUGAUUUUGUGGCCAGUGGAGAUAACACUCUAAGCAUAACCAAAGGUGAAAAGCUCCGAGUCUUAGGCUACAAUCACAAUGGGGAGUGGUGUGAAGCCCAAACCAAAAAUGGCCAAGGAUGGGUCCCAAGCAACUACAUCACCCCAGUCAACAGCCUGGAGAAGCACUCCUGGUACCACGGGCCCGUGUCCCGCAACGCGGCCGAGUACCUGCUGAGCAGCGGGAUCAACGGCAGCUUCCUGGUGCGGGAGAGCGAGAGCAGCCCCGGCCAGAGGUCCAUCUCGCUGAGAUACGAAGGGAGGGUGUACCACUACAGGAUCAACACUGCCUCGGAUGGCAAGCUCUACGUGUCCUCGGAGAGCCGCUUCAGCACCCUGGCAGAGCUGGUUCACCACCACUCCACCGUGGCGGACGGGCUCAUCACCACGCUGCACUACCCCGCCCCCAAGCGCAACAAGCCCACGGUGUACGGCGUGUCCCCCAACUACGACAAGUGGGAGAUGGAGCGCACGGACAUCACCAUGAAGCACAAGCUGGGCGGCGGCCAGUACGGGGAGGUGUACGAGGGUGUGUGGAAGAAGUACAGCCUCACCGUGGCUGUGAAGACCCUGAAGGAGGACACCAUGGAGGUGGAGGAGUUCCUGAAGGAGGCUGCGGUGAUGAAGGAGAUCAAGCACCCCAACCUGGUGCAGCUGCUGGGGGUCUGCACCCGGGAGCCCCCCUUCUACAUCAUCACCGAGUUCAUGACCUAUGGGAACCUGUUGGACUACCUGCGAGAGUGUAACCGGCAGGAGGUGAGCGCCGUGGUUCUGCUCUACAUGGCCACGCAGAUCUCGUCCGCCAUGGAGUACCUGGAGAAGAAGAACUUCAUCCACAGAGAUCUGGCUGCCCGGAACUGCCUGGUAGGGGAAAACCACUUGGUGAAGGUGGCUGACUUCGGCCUGAGCAGGUUAAUGACGGGGGACACCUACACCGCCCAUGCUGGAGCCAAGUUCCCCAUCAAGUGGACCGCGCCCGAAAGCCUGGCCUACAACAAGUUCUCCAUCAAGUCCGAUGUGUGGGCAUUUGGAGUCUUGCUUUGGGAAAUUGCUACGUACGGCAUGUCUCCUUACCCGGGAAUUGACCUGUCCCAGGUGUACGAGCUGCUGGAGAAAGACUACCGCAUGGAGCGGCCCGAAGGCUGCCCCGAGAAGGUCUACGAGCUCAUGCGCGCCUGCUGGCAGUGGAGCCCCUCUGACCGGCCAUCCUUUGCUGAAAUCCACCAGGCCUUUGAAACCAUGUUCCAGGAAUCCAGCAUCUCAGAUGAAGUGGAGAAGGAGCUGGGGAAGCAAGGCGUGAGGGGGGCUUCGGGCACCGUGCUGCAGGCCCCGGAGCUGCCCACCAAGACCAGGACCUCCCGGAGAGCCGCUGAGCACAGAGACACCGCUGACAUCCCCGACACGCCCCACUGCAGGGGCCAGGGAGAGACCGAGCCGCUGGACCACGAGCCUGCCGUGUCUCCUCUGCUCCCUCGCAAAGAGCGCGGGCCCCCCGAGGGCGGCCUCACCGAGGACGAGCGCCUCCUGCCCAAAGACAAGAAGACCAACCUGUUCAGCGCCCUGAUAAAGAAGAAGAAGAAGAUGGCGCCGGCCCCGCCCAAGCGCAGCAGCUCCUUCCGGGAGAUGGACGGGCCGCCGGAGCGCCGGGGCACCGGGGAGGAGGACAGCCGGGAGGUCAGCAACGGGGUGCCCGCGCUCGCCCCCUCCGAGGCAGCCGAGGCCACCAAGUCCCCGAAGUCCAGCAACGGAGCCGGGGUGGCCAACGGGGCCUUCCGGGAGGCGGGGGGCCCGGGCUUGCGGUCCGCGCACCCGUGGAAGCCCGGCAGCACGCUGGCCGGCGGCCGGCCGGCGGCCGGGGAGGAGGAGGGCGGCGGCGGCGCCAGCAAGCGCUUCCUGCGCUCCUGCUCGGCCUCGUGCGUGCCCCACGGGGCCAGGGACACGGAGUGGAGGUCGGUCACGCUGCCUCGCGACCUGCAGUCCGCGGGGCGGCAGUUUGACUCGUCCACGUUUGGAGGGCACAAGAGCGAGAAGCCCGCGCUGCCCCGGAAGCGGGCCGGCGAGCCCAGGUCGGACCCGGGGGCCCGGGGCACCGUGACGCCGCCGCCCCGGCUGGGGAGGAAGGGCGACGAGGCCGCCGACGAGGUGUUCAAGGAUGCGGCAGAGCCCAGCCCCGGGUCCAGCCCCCCAACCCUCACCCCCAAAGUCCUGCGCCGCCAGGUCACCACGCCCCCCGCCGGCCUCCCCCACAAGGACGGUGCCUCGGGGACCCCCGCUGCGGCUGAGCCAGGGCCCCCCAGCAGCAGGGCAGGUGCCGGGGGCCCCAGCAAGGCGCCCCCAGAGGAGUCCCGAGUGAGGAGGCACAAGCAGUGCUCCGACUCGCCCGGGAGAGACCGGGGGAGGCUGUCCAAGCUCAAGCCCAGCCCGCCGCCGCCGCCCGCCGCCUCGGGGAAGGCCGCGAAGCCCACGCACAACCCCGGCCACGAGGCCAGAGCCACAAGCCCAGCGGCCGACGCCGUGAACAGUGAGGCCGCCAGGCCCAGCCAGCAGGGAGAGGGCCCCAAAAAGCCCGCGCCCCCGUCCGUGCCAAAGCCCCAGGCGGCCGCCAAGCCGCCGGGAACGCCCACCAGCCCGGCCCCCGCGCCCGGCGCCCCGCCCGCCACCCCGGCGCUGGCGGGGGACCAGUCCUCCGCCGCCGCCUUCAUCCCCCUCAUUUCCACCCGCGUGUCCCUGCGGAAGACGCGGCAGCCCCCCGAGCGCCUCGCCAGCGGCACCGUCACCAAGGGCGUGGUGCUGGACGGCACCGAGGCGCUGUGCCUGGCCAUCUCCAGGAACUCGGAGCAGAUGGCCAGCCACAGCGCCGUGCUGGAGGCCGGCCAGAACCUCUACACGUUCUGCGUGAGCUACGUGGACUCCAUCCAGCAGAUGAGGAACAAGUUCGCCUUCCGCGAAGCCAUCAACAAGCUGGAGAACAGCCUCCGCGAGCUGCAGAUCUGCCCCGCGCCCGCCGGCAGCGGCCCGGCCGCCACGCAGGACUUCAGCAAGCUCCUCGGCUCGGUGAAGGAGAUCAGCGACAUCGUGCAGAGGUAGCAGAGCCGGCGCCACGCCCGCCACAGCCGCCCGCGGCCCCGUGACCCGCAGGGCCCGGCCGCGCGAGCCCCGGAGCCCCGCAGCCCCGCCACUACCUACGCCGCGCACCGGCCCGGCCCGGCCCCUGCGCUGCCCGGGCUGCGUUGGAUCUGUGGAGCCCCCGGCCCCCCACCCAGCUGCCAGGCGACUCUCUCCCCUCCCCCUGGCUUCAACCCCCCACCUCGAAGUGCCGCCCCAGGGCUGCCCUCCCCUGCCUGGGCAUUGCGCCAGCGGGCCCCUCCCGUGAAGGACAGCUGUAGGUUUGAGGGGCCCGGGGUGCUAAGGCCCCCCUUAGCCCUCGGGCCGAGGGCGGAGCAGCCGUGACCAGCACCCGUCCUCUCGUGGGACCCGCACUGUGAAUCCUGGAUAGAAAGCUUGAGUCGGGGGUCGGGCUGGCGGGUGCGGGCCAAGCUCACCUGGCCACCAGGGACCUGUCCUUGCGCAGCCGGGGCACCCAGAAAGGUCUGGACCUCUGGCCCAUCCCCCAGCCCCCCCAGCUCUAAGAUGAAGCGGGUUCCUGCCGUGCCCUCGGGGGGCUCCUGGAGCCCCGGGCCCCCGGCACUCGGCUCUGCACGGAGCAGUGGCGCAGGAACAGCACAGAGGCGGCGGGACGGUGGCUCCGGGCCCUGGCGCUGUGGCAGCCCCGGGAGCCCACGCGGAGCCUCGGGCUUCUCGUGGGUCGUUAGGGUGUGCGGGGAAAACCACAGACACACGAAACCCCAGGAAGUAUUCACACAGGCCUAGACCAGUCAGGACCAGAUCUGAGGGCAGAGACUGACCUGCCGUGACCCAGAGCGGCCUCCGCGUGGGCAGGGGCUGGAGGUCCUGUCACCUCGGGCCUCCCACACCGGCCCGCCCUUCGCUGUCCACCCUAAACUCCUAGGCCGCUGUGCUAGACGAUCCCCGCCCGUCACCUCUGCCCCGAGGCAGCAGCACCAACCACACCCCAGCGGCCUUGCAGACACCGCCAGAUGCCCCCCGGGUACCAGACGCCCCCCACCCAACAGCCAUGUCCCCCAGGUACUGGUCUCUUGUUAACACGACGUGCCACUAUAUUUUGCAUUUAUACUUUGGUAUUACACUCUUUUAUAGACGUGCUCUUUUAUAAACGGUGUGUAAAUAGUGUCCCACUGAGCUCCCUUCUGGAAUGCGCCGCGUCCCCUUCCUUUCCUUGGUCCGUACAUUUUGUUCCUGUAUAUGACUGUGUUUUUGAAUUCAAAUCUCCCUCGGUAGUAUUUUUUGAAUAAAUAAGUUUACAGAAU
Messenger RNA from Perognathus longimembris pacificus (Pacific pocket mouse), 5122 nucleotides. It is a transcript of the gene Abl1, whose product is annotated as ABL proto-oncogene 1, non-receptor tyrosine kinase. Lineage: Eukaryota; Metazoa; Chordata; Mammalia; Rodentia; Heteromyidae. The coding region runs from base 432 to 3821 and encodes 1129 amino acids. The transcript is spliced from 11 exons. Gene Ontology annotation, biological process: regulation of apoptotic process; protein phosphorylation. The record is from RefSeq and is a predicted model, not a curated record. Gene Ontology annotation, molecular function: protein binding; non-membrane spanning protein tyrosine kinase activity; ATP binding.